GGUGAUAAACAACAUGGGGCUGUUAAUGUGGACUUGAAAUAUUCCAAAAGAGACAAGGAAACUUCUCAAAGAAGAUGGCAAAGACCUGCGAACGCUUCGAUUUCAAUCCGGCAUCUUGGUGGAGGCUUUAUGGAGGUGGAGCACCAAAUUUGCAAUAUAUGGCCAUUAGAAUCCUCUCACUGACCUCUAGUGCAUCUGGAUGUGAAAGGAAUUGGUGUACAUUUGAACAGCAUCAUACAAAGAGAAGGAAUAGGCUGACAACAGAGCGUCUCAACUCUCUAGUCUUCAUCCAAUUCAAUAAUAAAUUGAUGUUCAAGAAGGAGAAAAUUAAAAGAAAGAGUAACUAUGAAGUGCUCCUAAGUAGUGAUGCUUCCGAAGCUCAAGGAUUUUUCUUUGAGGGAGGGGAUGCUCAUGCAUUGGCUGUCUUUAGGGAUGAGGAAGAUGAGGGAGAAAUGCCAGAGACAAGGAUACCAUGGAGUGUCAUUGGAGUUGCAAUGGGAACUAAUGAACAGCUUCAACCUCGAAGGAGUGCAAGAGUGGCUAGAGAGGUGUAUGAAGAAGAGUGGGAAUCUGAAUCCGAAGAUCUUGAUUAUCAAGAUGAUGACAUUGCCUAUGAGGAUGAUCAUGAUGAAAAAGCAAUUCUGAAUUGCACUACAUUUGCGGACUGAGCAGAUUUCAUGAUGGCAGCAUGCUGCCAAGUUAUCUAAAUAUCAUUAUCUACUUGUCUACUUAUGUUUA
Messenger RNA from Panicum virgatum (switchgrass), 738 nucleotides. RefSeq lists its product as uncharacterized. The coding region runs from base 75 to 668 and encodes 197 amino acids. The transcript has 3 exons. The record is from RefSeq and is a predicted model, not a curated record. NCBI's taxonomy places the organism in Eukaryota, Viridiplantae, Streptophyta, Magnoliopsida, Poales, Poaceae. Gene Ontology annotation, molecular function: protein dimerization activity.